Molecule: messenger RNA, 2538 nt
Organism: Adineta steineri
Lineage: Eukaryota; Metazoa; Rotifera; Eurotatoria; Adinetida; Adinetidae
Source: the annotation of a GenBank genome assembly
AUGGAUAAUCAUCGUUUGCGUGCUAUUAUAUUGAAAUUACAAGAUCGUCUGAGUAAUGAUGAUCGAAAACGGUUACAUUUUUAUCUUGGCAAUGAUGUACCACGACGAAUUCGAGAUGAUUCAACACUUGGUGGAACACUUAGUCUUAUGGAUUCUCUUUUUGACCAGGAUAAAGUGAAUGAAAAAGAUUUUACUUUUCUAAUAAAUGCAUUUGAUGAAAUUCAAUGUAUUGAUGCUGUGAAAUUAUUAAGAGAACAUUGGAGACACAAUCAAUCAGAUAUACAAAAUCAAUCAGUUGAAAGUUUAUCGAUGAUAAUGCCAGCAAUGAUAAAUCAACUUCUUGAAGAUCAAGAUGAAGAUAAAUAUUCUAUGCAACAACUUGUUGUUAAUCAGAAAAAUACUUGUGAUAAUAACAAUAUAAUGAUCAAUAGUAAUAAUACAAAUAUUAAUCAAAUACCUGUGAUGAACAAUGACGAAAAACCACAACAUCCAGGAUCCAAAAGGAAAUAUUUGUUAAACUCAAAAAAGAUGUUGUGGAAAUGUUUAUUAUUAUUUGUGUUACUAUCAAUUGUUGGAUAUGGAAUAUUAAUAUCUUUUUCUAUUCAGAAUUUCGUUGAUAUUGGUCGAAAAAUUCAACGCUUAGAAACAUUAAAUAAUGAAUCCAUUGCAAGAAUUCAACUAUUGGAAACAUCGAAUAGUCAAUCUAUUGAAACAAUUGAACAUUUACAGCGUAAAGUGAAAGAACUCAAAAAACCACAACCGAAAUGGGACAAAUGGAAACAAAAUGCCAUCACUGUGGCUGGUGGAAAUGAAAAAGGACAACAAUUAAAUCAACUCUAUGGUCCUGAGGGAAUUUUUGUUGAUAAAAACAAAAAUAUUUUCAUUGCUGAUGUUGAGAAUCAUCGUAUUGUUGAAUGGAAACAUGAUGCAAAAGAAGGACAAAUCAUUGCAGGUGGAAAUAAACAAGGCAAUCGAACGGAUCAAUUGAAUCGACCAACAGAUGUUAUUUUCGAUCAACAAAAUCAUUCGAUCAUCAUCACUGAUAAAGGGAACAGCCGAGUGAUUCAAUGGUUAAAUCAAAAUCAACAAAUCCUCAUUGAUAAUAUUCACUGUUCUCGUUUGGCAAUGGAUAAGUAUGUAUUCCUCUAUGUUUCCGAUUGUAUGAAGAAUGAAGUGAGACGAUGGAAAAUGGGAGAAUAUGAAAAUGAAGGAAUUAUAGUGGCAGGUGGAAAUGGUAGAGGAAAUCAACUCAAUCAACUAAAUUGUCCUAGUUUUCUCUUUGUUGACGAAGAUCAAUCUGUUUAUGUAUCAGAUUUUAGCAAUCAUCGUGUCAUGAAAUGGAGAAAAGAUACAAAUGAAGGAAGAAUUGUGGCUGGAGGAAAUGGUCGAGGAGAAAGUCUCAAUCAAUUGUUUGGACCUCGAGGAGUCAUUACUGAUCAUUUAGGUCAAAUCUAUGUGACAGAUAGAGGAAAUGAUCGAAUAAUGCGUUGGAAUGAAGGAAAAGAAGAAGGUGAAGUUGUUGUUGGUGGAAAUAGUAAAGGAAAUCAAUCAAGUCAAUUGAAUGGUCCCGUGGGUAUAUCUUUUGACGGUGAAGGAAAUCUCUAUGUUGCUGAUUAUUUUAAUCAUCGAAUUCAGAAAUUCGAAAUAUGUGAGAAAACAUCUCAGUAUAGUGAAUGUUCUACAAACAGUGCAUGUGGAUGUUUUCGUAUGAUAGGUGCUAAUAAUGAUGCAGGCAUUUGUGGUUUUCGCUGGCUAGCGUGUGCUCGUCUUGUACUGUGUAAUUCAUCAGACAAUUCAUGUUCUCAACCUAAUACGACGUGUGUUCAACAUCCUGAAUGUAAUGAUCUUCCUGUUUGUUAUCCAGUUACAAUGACUGAUCAAAGCAUCUGUCCACCAAUGCGAAAUAAAACCAAUCUUAAAUGGAAACAAGAUGCUAUCACUGUGGCUGGUGGAAAUGGACUUGGACAAGAAUCAAAUCAACUCGAUCGCCUUAUUGGAAUCUUUAUUGAUAAAAACAAAAAUAUUUCAUUGCUGAUACUUUUAAUCAUCAAUGAAGUGCGACAAUGGAAAAUGGGAGAAUAUAACAACGAAGGAAUUAUAGUGGCAGGUGGAAAUGGCAGAGGAAAUCAACUUAAUCAACUCAAUUAUCCUACUUGUAUUUUUGUUGAUGAAGAUCAAUCUGUUUAUGUAUCAGAUUUUAGCAAUCAUCGUGUCAUGAAAUGGAGAAAAGAUGCAAAAGAAGGAACCAUUGUGGCUGGAGGAAAUGGUCAAGGAGGAAAUCUCAAUCAGUUAUCUGGACCUCGAGGAAUAAUUGUUGACCAUUUGGGUCAAAUCUAUGUGGCAGAUAGCAAUAAUAAUCGAGUAAUGCGUUGGUAUGAAGGAAAAGAAGAAGGUGAAAUUGUUGUUGGUGGAAAUGGACAGGGAAGUCAACCAAAUCAAUUGAAUCAUUCCAAGGGUUUAUCGUUUGAUGAUGAAGGAAAUCUUUAUGUUGCUCAUCAUAAUAAUCAUCGAAUUCAAAAAUUUGAAUUAAUUUUGUGA